AUGUGUUUUGGGGAAGAAGAUAAAGAUGAAAGGGGGUUGCAGUGGGGUUGGUUUCUGCUUUUAGUAACUCUUGUUUUUGCAGGUCCUUAUCACGGUGGAGUUUGGAAAAUAAAGGUGGAAAUUCCAGAUGCAUACCUGCAUAAAUCUACGUCAAUUGGUUUUAUUAAUAAAAUGUACCAUCCAAAUGUUAAUGAGAUCUCAGGAUCAGUUUGUUUAGAUGUUAUCAACCACACCUGGAGUCCCAUGUUUGAUUUGACAAAUGUGUUUGAAGUGUUUCUCCCACAACUUCUCUUGUAUCCUAACCCGUCGGACCCAUUGAAUGGGGAGGCAGCUGCCCUGAUGAUGCGAGACCGAACUUCAUAUGAACAAAGAGUCCAAAGGUAUAAUGAUCCAUAUCAGCUGCUUAUUUGUUAA
Messenger RNA from Solanum lycopersicum (tomato), 414 nucleotides. The record is from RefSeq and is a predicted model, not a curated record. Lineage: Eukaryota; Viridiplantae; Streptophyta; Magnoliopsida; Solanales; Solanaceae.